AUGCGCAGCUGCCUCUCCUCUCGCGUCUCCCAUGGGUCAGCCGAUGGUGUGUGCGCAGCGGGGACAGUGGUGGUGAGCCGUCUAAAGAUGGGGGAGAUGGAGGAGGUGGACGUGGACCACAUCACCACAGACACAUCCUCUCAGAAGUGUCCCUUGGUUUGUGAAUCAGCCUCCCAUGUCUGCCUCGAUAGAGAGACCAACCCUUUGUCGGGACCCGUGUUCAAGAACCCGGUGUGUAAGGUGUACAGAUUCCAGACCGCGGACAGCAAGUGGAUGCUGGUGCGGGAACAAAUGGAGGAGUGCACGUUGUCGCUGAGCAUUCCCAGGCAGCUCAUCAGUCUCUACAUUCAGGAAGACAUGCUCCGGGUGAAGGAUCUGGAGGAGCUGGGGGAACUCUCUCCUCAUUGGAACAACCUGAGGAAAGAGGUGAUGAACCGCUACGGAGGCCUCAUCAGCUCUUACCGGGAGACGCUGACAGAGAUGGACAAGAUUACCGGUUCCUUCAAGCCGAGCUGCUGUAAAGCUCAGAAGUCGCUGGAGUUCAUCCCAAUUAACCUGCACACACAGAGGAUGAGGGUGACGUGCCCUCGGAGAACAGAUGCUACCUAUGACAUUAUCACUGUUGGUGCCCCUGCGGCUCACUUCCAGGGAUUCAAGUGCGGGGGCCUUCAACGUCUUUUGAGCAGAUAUGAAGCCGAGAAAAAAAGCUUCAGCACUGCCUACCAGUGUAUCUACUACUCACCAGAGCACACAGCCAAGGCGCAGGAGGUGCUGAGCUCCAUGAGCCUGCUGCAGCCGCUCAUCACAGGGCUGUCGGAACAGCUGCUGCAGGCCGCACAGGACCACUCGUCCCCUGGGCUUCGAGACGCUCUAAAGAACCUCUCAGACAAGACGGAGCAGUUCGUCCACACGCUUAAAGACGAGUUGGUCAAGAGCGCGCUGCUGGCCCUGCACGCCGCACAACCUGGCUUCAGUUCCAAGACCCAGAGGGAUCCAAGCCAAGUCCACCAAGGCUCUGACCACAAUCAGUGCCCUCCACAGACGCUUCCCUCGGGCCAAAGUCCAGCAGAACCUGUCCCAGAGAGCCCCAAAAUGUGCAACAAUGUGGAGGAAUCACAAACCAACACAACCGUGCCCCUCAAGAACCAAGACUCGAUACCACAUCAUAAAGAGUACGACGAGGAGGAAUGGGACAGAGUGUGGGCCAGCGUGGCCAAGUGUCUCAACUGUGUGAUCGCCAUGGUGGACCGGCUCCAGGAGGAGGACAUGAACAAGCAGCAGCCAGCCCCGGAGCAGCAGCUUGCCGACGUCAUCACCUCGCACAACCCGGCAGACUGGAGGGAGCAGCUGAGUCCUCUGGUGAGCCGCUUACAGACCUGUGUGCAGGAGGUGGUGGAAAAGGCCACAAGAGCCAUGACAUUUGUGCUGCUGCAGGAGGCGGCCUGCAGCGUACCCCAGGGCUUCCUGCUCCAGUCGCGCAGGGACGUCGUCUUCAGUCAGGCGCUGGCCGCUCUGGUGUGUGGCUUCAUCAUGAAGCUGUAUGCCGCUGUGCAGGACAAGGCCUUCCUGCAGCAGCUGCAGCUGGUGGGGCUGGUGGCUCAGUUCGAGAGCCUGCUCAGCACCUACAGUGAGGAGAUAGGGAUGCUGGAGGACAUGGAGGUUGGAAUUACAGAUUUGCGCAAAGUGGUGUUCAAGAUCACUGAAGCGAAGUCUGAAGAACUCUGUGACCUCCAACCAUUAGUAUGUGGCCAAAGAGACCACUUUACUGUGGAAGUGCCGUUGCCGUGCCAGGUUUUUCAGACGUUGCCUGAAGAGAUCCGAGAGGGCCAGCCGGUGCAGGUAUACCCCCUGCUUUUCAACGUGGGCAUCAACGAGCAGCAGACCAUAGCAGAGAGAUUUGGAGAUAUCUCAUUGCAAGAACGAAUAAAUCAGAAGAACUUUGAGAUUUUAGAAGCCUAUUAUAAAUUAUUAAGCGAUAAGGUGCCAUUAGAAUGUCUGCCUUCUUUUCAGUCACAUCGCGAUAUAAAGGAAUUACUUGAAACCUUGGGCCAGAAUGUAGUCACGAAGAAGAGGAAGAAUGUGGAGAUCCUCUGGUUAGCCGGGGCGAUCUGCCGGAGGUUGAACGGCGUCAGGUUCACCAGCUGUAAAAGUGCCAAAGACCGGACGUCCAUGUCUGUCACACUAGAGCAAUGUGCCCUACUGCGAGACGAACACCAGCUCAGCAAGGACUUUUUUACCCCUGCUCUCAACUGUAUGCGGAGCCGGCCGACCCUGGGAGACAUUGGGCAGUGGGAGGACCCCGAGGCCGGCUCCGGGACGGGGCCUAAACCAGCGCCGCGUCACUUUUACCCCAUUGCCCUGCUGCUUGUGAGCUCCCACUUACUGGUGGUAGAAGGAUGUCGCAUUGAAAACGUCCAAAAGAACAUUCGCUGCCGGAAGUACGCCUUCAACAUGCUGCAGCUCAUGGCCUUCCCCAAAGCCUACAGGCCACCGGAGGGGACCUACGGGAAAGUGGACUCAUGA
Knipowitschia caucasica is the source of this 2523-nucleotide messenger RNA. The record is from the annotation of a GenBank genome assembly. NCBI's taxonomy places the organism in Eukaryota, Metazoa, Chordata, Actinopteri, Gobiiformes, Gobiidae.